Messenger RNA from Hydractinia symbiolongicarpus, 1572 nucleotides. Its product is annotated as hypoxanthine-guanine phosphoribosyltransferase-like. Lineage: Eukaryota; Metazoa; Cnidaria; Hydrozoa; Anthoathecata; Hydractiniidae. Gene Ontology annotation, biological process: IMP salvage; GMP salvage; purine ribonucleoside salvage. The coding region runs from base 134 to 784 and encodes 216 amino acids. Gene Ontology annotation, molecular function: hypoxanthine phosphoribosyltransferase activity; magnesium ion binding. The transcript has 11 exons. The record is from RefSeq and is a predicted model, not a curated record.
CUGACGGAGCAAAACAUACAAAAUACGAGAUCUCCUCCUGCGCUGUCAGAUUUUUUCACAUUUUCACGUAAGUGGUCGAGGGCGAAAAAAGCAAUACUUGCGUAACGGACAGGUUUUUAAAAAACAAGUCAACAUGGCUCAAAGAUUUAUUAAGAUUGAAGACGACCAUCCGCUAUAUUCAACAGCUCAUUUUAGUUUCCCACCGCAUUAUAAGGAUGAUAUCGAGUCUAUUCUUAUCCCGCACGGAUUAAUAACAGACAGAAUUGAAAGAAUGGCAAAAGACAUCCAUGAAGGUUUUGAAGCAGAAUCGAUGACAAUACUUUGCAUUUUAAAAGGAGGUUUUAAGUUUUGUCAAGAUUUAAUGCAUUUUAUUAAAGCCAUUAACAGAAAUUCGGGGAAAUCGAUUCAGUUAGGGUUGGAUUUUUUGAGAGUUAGGAGUUACAAAAACGAACAAAGUUGUGACAUCACAAUCGAAGGAAGCGAUGAUUUGACACGUUUAAAAGAAAAAAAUGUUCUCAUCGUCGAGGAUAUCGUUGAUACUGGAAGAACAAUGCAAAAACUGUUAGCUACACUUCAACAAUACCAACCAAAGUCGAUCAAAGUCGCAACCUUGUUAGUUAAAAGACGUCCAGACAGCACUGGUUACAAACCCGAUUAUAUUGGUUUUGAAACUCCGAACAAGUUUUUGGGUGGUUAUGCCUUGGAUUACAACGAAUACUUUCGAGACAUGGAUCACAUUUGUGUGGUGAAUGAUGCUGGUAAAAAGAAAUAUGCUAUAAGAUGAUUCGUCCUCUUUUGACCCCAAAAGUGACUUUAAUGCCAUAUAUUUUGCUUUCUUUUUUUAGUCACGCGACUCAAUCUAACUUUAAAUAAUGACAUUCUACUUAUCAAACAAUUCUGUGCACAUCUCACGACACAUCUUCUUGGUUUUUUAAGACUUCUCUUUCAUUCGACCUUUCUUGUUUAUAUUUUGAUAUAAUAUUUACGGCGCUAUUUUGAUGUAAUUUAGGAUAAUCUUUAUGCAAAAAGUAUUAAAAAAACGCAUCUUUUAACUCUCACUACGAAGUACCGGCGUCGCGAGAAGACUGAAAUAUCAACAUGCGUCUAUUAGUCAUAACUAGUGAUCACUUAACUUUGAGAUAUUAAGAUGCGGGUCCAUAUGAAAAAGAAUUUAAUUUCCUAUUCAGCAGUGCUCAACUUCUUCAACCUCGCGACAGUAGGUGGCCAGAAAUUGCGCUUAAUGGACGAAAUAUUGUGGGAUAAAAGACAAAAAUGAAUAAUAAAAUUAAUAUAUCAACCCUUUCACUGAGUAACUCUAACAACCAUUUAUCUGGUUUUCUCUCAUGUGCUCCUGAUAAUUGUUAUAAGAAAACGAGUUUAAAGUUUCCCUUCUUGCUUAGUCAUUUUGACAAUAAAACACUGUCGCUUAAUAAUUCUCCCGAUUGAUAAUUUUAUUAAUAUCGAGUUAAUUCCAACUCCCGCGCAUUUUUAAAUUUAUUGUUUACAAUAUUUUCUUUAUUUAACACAUUAAACUUUAGAAUGUAAAUAGUGUUUUAGUCAAUCUGAAGGACU